This is a messenger RNA of Xiphophorus maculatus (southern platyfish), 3003 nucleotides long. It is a transcript of the gene impdh1a, whose product is annotated as inosine-5'-monophosphate dehydrogenase 1a. Gene Ontology annotation, biological process: GTP biosynthetic process. Gene Ontology annotation, molecular function: IMP dehydrogenase activity. Bases 488 to 2500 code for a protein of 670 amino acids. Lineage: Eukaryota; Metazoa; Chordata; Actinopteri; Cyprinodontiformes; Poeciliidae. Gene Ontology annotation, cellular component: cytoplasm. The transcript has 15 exons. The record is from RefSeq and is a predicted model, not a curated record.
UAGCCACCAGGGUGACGGAGUGGAGAGAAGCUCCCAGGAUGGAGGGAAAACAAACACGGCUGGGACCAACUCAACUUCUCAACCUGGGAGUGUGCUGAGGUUCCCCUUGAAAAGGAGAAAGACUCCUUUUCCUGCUUGCUGGCCUUGGUUCCUUCCAUAAUGGAGUGUUUUCAAACUGGAAUAUGAACACUCCUGAUAACUGACAAUAUUUUUCAAGGGGUAUUUUACUGAUAGUGCGUACUUAAGCCGCAAGUUUUUCCCUGCAAAACUGAAAAUUUUAUGAUUUGGUUAAGCUGCUGCUCAGAGGGCAAACUAGCUGGCAACAAGAACAAGCCUACUGGUGUGAGCAUGCAAUCAACUGAACAACACAUGGAGUGUCUCUUGAGGUCUACCAAUGUUUACCUGGAGUGCAAAGUGUGAUUCUAAUUGUAUGCAGAAAAACUGAAGAGGAGUGUGUGUGGAGGUCACAGAGCUGGAUUUCCUAGAGAUGGAAGGUCAUGGAUAUGACCGCUUUGGAGAGAGUGACAGGGACAAUUACCAGAUUGAUUACAGAAGAAUUGUAGGAGACAUGGAACCAGCACGGCCUCGCGUCUCAAACAGAGAUGGGGAGCAGUCUCAACACUCCUUUUUGACUCAUGCCUACCCGCCGUCAUAUGGACAUGGACAUGAGACUGCAGCCCAGAGGUACAGCGCCACACGAAUCCAGGCUGGAUAUGAACCAGAAAGCAUGGCCGACUACUUGAUCAGUGGAGGAACAGGUUAUGUUCCAGAGGAUGGACUCACAGCACAACAACUGUUUGCUAUUGGAGAUGGGCUGACUUACAAUGAUUUUCUUAUCCUCCCUGGUUUCAUAGAUUUCACGUCUGAUGAGGUGGACCUGACGUCUGCACUAACAAGAAAGAUCACUCUGAAGACUCCACUCAUUUCAUCACCCAUGGAUACAGUCACAGAGUCGUCCAUGGCUAUCACCAUGGCACUGAUGGGAGGGAUUGGAAUAAUCCAUCACAACUGCACUGCUGAAUUCCAGGCCAAUGAGGUGCGAAGAGUCAAGAAAUUUGAGCAAGGUUUCAUCACAGACCCAGUGGUAAUGAGCCCACAUCACACAGUGGGUGACGUGUUUGAAGCUAAGAGACGCCAUGGUUUCUCUGGGAUCCCAGUGACAGAAACAGGCAAGAUGGGCAGUAAGCUGGUUGGCAUUGUGGCCUCCAGGGAUAUUGACUUUUUGUCCGAGAAGGAUUAUGAGAAACUUCUGGAAGAGGUGGGUCUCGAGUUGUUUGAACUGGGAACACAUUUUUCUUGUGAGCAUAUCAUGUUACACCCAUUUUGCUGUCAUUUGAAAAAGUGUAUUAACAUCAAUCAGUCUUUACAGUUGAAAUAUUUUCUACUACAGGCCAUGACAAAAAGGGAAGACCUAGUUGUUGCACCAGCUGGAGUCACGCUAAAAGAAGCCAACGACAUACUGCAGCGAAGCAAGAAAGGAAAGCUCCCCAUUGUGAAUGACAACGACGAGCUUGUUUCCAUCAUAGCAAGAACUGACCUGAAGAAAAACAGAGAUUAUCCUCUGGCUUCCAAGGACUCGCGCAAACAACUGCUGUGUGGGGCUGCCAUUGGUACCAGGGAGGACGACAAAUACAGACUGGACCUCCUCAUGCAGGCUGGAGUGGAUGUGGUGGUUCUGGACUCGUCUCAAGGAAACUCAGUUUAUCAGAUCAACAUGAUAAACUACAUUAAACAGAAGUAUCCCGAUCUACAAGUGAUUGGAGGAAAUGUGGUGACAGCUGCACAGGCUAAAAACCUCAUAGAUGCUGGUGUGGAUGCGUUGAGGGUUGGGAUGGGCUGUGGUUCUAUCUGCAUUACCCAGGAAGUGAUGGCAUGUGGACGACCUCAAGGAACAUCUGUUUAUAAAGUUGCAGAAUAUGCCCGGCGUUUCGGAGUACCAGUAAUCGCGGAUGGAGGCAUUCAGACAGUGGGGCAUGUGGUGAAAGCUCUUGCCCUAGGAGCGUCUACAGUGAUGAUGGGGUCUUUGCUCGCUGCAACCACUGAGGCUCCUGGAGAAUAUUUCUUUUCAGAUGGUGUGCGUCUGAAGAAAUACAGAGGAAUGGGCUCCUUGGAUGCAAUGGAGAAGAAUAACAGUCAAAAGCGUUACUUUAGUGAGGGAGAUAAGGUGAAAGUAGCUCAAGGGGUCUCAGGAUCAGUUCAAGAUAAAGGUUCUGUCCAAAAGUUUGUUCCGUACCUCAUUUCUGGGAUACAACAUGGCUGCCAGGACAUUGGAGCCAGAAGUUUGUCAAUUUUAAGGUCAAUGAUGUAUUCAGGAGAGUUGAAGUUUGAGAAGAGAACCAUGUCUGCUCAGAUGGAGGGAGGAGUUCAUGGCCUCCACUCAUAUUCUUUUUUGCCAUUUACAAGAAGUGGCUUCAAUGAGGCAGGAGGACGAGGAAGUAUGCGAUCAGGACCAAAUGUCCCGACCCCAGCUGCAGUGAGCCGAUGCAACGGACUCAUGUGAAUAGAGAGUUGACACCAAGAUGAUAGAGUAUUGAUAGGUUCUCUCUUUGAGUUAAAUCAGGAUAAACAGCAAGAUCAUAGAUGACAAAAAGUCAAACUACUGGACACAUGGAUCAUCUGAUGAACUCUUUUCUUUUUUUCAUGUUUUUGCAACGACGGAGGGCUUAAAAAGUUGUAAAGAAGACAUAUUUUAAUCAAUAGGCACAUUUUGAAUUUGAAAUACAAGAGGCUCUUUGCAUUUGAAUUUAAUCUGAUAGAAAUCUGUGUAUAUAUUUUGUAGAAAAAUACCAAAGCAUUUUAUUUCACAAAGUUCAAAUAUACACCUUUGUAAGAAAGUGUUUUCAAGGCUAAAUAAUUGGUAGUCUCAUUUUUAUGUCAUUCCUGAUGUCCUUGAUUUGUACCUUACGUUGUCUAUCUUCUACAAAAGUGUUUAUUAUUAGCAUGACAAUGACUUGGUAUUUUGUCUGUUCAUGCCCACCAUUAAAAAAGAAAGUACCUACUGAC